Messenger RNA from Phyllostomus discolor (pale spear-nosed bat), 3335 nucleotides. Its product is annotated as olfactory receptor 52B4-like. The transcript has a single exon. Gene Ontology annotation, biological process: G protein-coupled receptor signaling pathway. Gene Ontology annotation, molecular function: G protein-coupled receptor activity; olfactory receptor activity. Gene Ontology annotation, cellular component: membrane. The record is from RefSeq and is a predicted model, not a curated record. NCBI's taxonomy places the organism in Eukaryota, Metazoa, Chordata, Mammalia, Chiroptera, Phyllostomidae. The coding region runs from base 1487 to 2455 and encodes 322 amino acids.
AGCGUGUCUCAGACCAAAGUCACUCUAACUUGAUCAGGAGACCAAUUGAACAGGCAAAUCCUCAAUCUCUGAGCUCCCUGGCUUUUCUCUUUGGCUCCAAGUAAUAAAAUGUUCUCUAUUGCUCCCUUUAUUCAAACACACACCCAUCACCAGUUUCCAUAAUCUUUCCUCCUUUACAGCCCUGCAUUUGUUGAUUUGUGUGUUGUGUGGGCUCUUCCUUCUUGCCAUUUUCCCCCUUUACUUUCCCAAUCAGUUGUGUGGUGCAUGUACCAGCCUUCACAUCCCUCUGGUGCCAUCCCACUUUUUUUUUCAUGCAGGAGGUUAGCUGUUCUCACUGGAGAGAACUUUUUCACAAAGUAGCCAUGAGCUCUACAGGAGACAGUGCCCUAACUUAGGCCAGAUGAUUGGACCCCUUUGACAGGUGACUCUGAGAGCAGGACAUGUUCCCCUAGCACUGGAGGAUGGUAACUGGAGCUGAUUUCCCUCCAUAGAAAAAUUAUGGGCACCAAGUGGGUAAGUGGAGAGGAAGAAACAAUGUUAAUGAACACGAGAUAUAACUUAGUUACUGAACUAGAUGUUUUAAAGUUACUCUUUUAUUAGGGGGAAAUGACAGUAGUCUUCACUCUCCAGCUUGUCUGCUUACAAAUUUGUUGUUAUCUCAAAUCCCAAGUUCAUAGGACUCAGUCAAAUUCCCCUUUUACCCUAUAUUUCCAGUUUGUAAUAUGGUGCCUGAAAAACAGUUACUGCUUCCUAAAUGACAGAGUUAAUGAAUGAAUGAAUGCACACUAAGAACUAAAUGAUAGAAUUCCAAUUUGAAGAAUAAGUUUCCAAAUAUCAUGCACAUGUCUUCCCAGCAAUAGUGUCUUGUUUUACAAUUUCAGUCAUUUAUAAACUUAGUUCCUUAAGGUAUGAGGAGGAGCAGUGCCCACCUCAGGCACACAGGCCUUGUCCAUGCUACCUCUUAAAGAUUCCUCCACUCUCUUUUCAAGUGAGCACUUUGUAUGGUGAAGACAGAGAGAUUUCAAAUCUCAUUUUCAUCAAUUAGAUCAAAUUAGCCUGAACAAUCAUCUACCCUGCUUUCUUCUGCAUUCCCUGGGCACAGCCACCCAGAGCAGAAUAAUUUCACGAAGAUCUUACACUUUGAUUUGUUUCCCUUUGUCACUUCUUUUUAUUCCUCUCUUUGUGAUAAAGCACCCACCAUAAAGUCAAGUUCAAGUUCUCACAUUCAGGGAACACUUGUUACUGCCUUCCCAGAUACAUAGAACAAUUUCCUUUGUCUUUUCAUGAUCCUCUGUUUGUAGGAGAAUGUAUACCUUCUAAUUAGACUAUCAGUCUUUGAAGCAGAGAUUAUAUUCUAUUGACCUUUUAUGUUUGUUUUAUUUGCAUGUUCAAAGAAGAUGGAUGUGUGGAAUAUGCCAAAAUCUUUUUGUGCUCUCAGAAAGAAUAUUACAGGAAAUACUGUGUUUUCUUCUGUGAAUAAGAAGUGAUGUCUUUGGUGGUCUCUCCACACCUGACUACCUUAAACCACACUGGUGUUAGCCACAUGGUCUUCUACUUAUUGGGCAUCCCUGGCCUAGAGGACAAACACAUGUGGAUUUCCAUCCCCUUCUUCAUUUCCUACGUCAUCGCCCUGCUUGGGAAUAGCCUGCUCAUCUUUACUAUCAUCACAAAUAGCAGCCUCCAUGAGCCCAUGUACCUCUUCCUCUGCAUGCUGGCUGGAACAGACAUUGUCCUCUCCACUUGCACAGUACCUCAGGCCUUGGCCAUUUUUUGGUUCCAUGCUGGGGAGAUCUCCCUGAAUUGCUGCAUCACUCAGUUCUUCAUCAUCCACUGCACUUUUAUUUCUGAGUCAGGGAUCUUGCUGGUGAUGGCAUUUGAUCGCUACAUUGCUAUAUGCUAUCCACUGAGAUACACCACCAUUCUUACACAUACAUUGAUUGGGAAAAUUGGUGUUACCAUCUUCUUGAGAAGUUACUGUACAAUUUCCCCCAUAAUAUUUCUUUUGAAAAGGUUGACUUUCUGCCAAAAUAAUAUUAUUCCACAUACUUUUUGUGAACAUAUUGGUUUGGCCAAGUAUGCUUGUAAUGACAUUCGAGUGAACAUCUGGUAUGGACUUUUUGUAAUAAUGUCAACAGUGGUUUUAGAUGCUCUGUUAAUUUUUGUUUCUUAUGUGCUGAUUCUUCAUGCUGUCUUCCACAUGCCUUCCCAAGAUGCUCGUCAGAAAGCGCUCAGCACAUGUGGCUCCCACGUCUGCAUCAUCAUCCUCUUUUAUGGGCCUGCCAUCUUCACAACUCUUACUCAGCGGUUUGGACGUCACAUUCCUCCUCAUAUCCACAUCUUGUUGGCUAAUGUCUGCAUUCUGGUUCCUCCUAUGCUGAAUCCCAUCAUUUAUGGGAUCAAGACCAAGCAAAUUCAAGAGCAGGCAGUUCACAUGUUUUUCCCAAAGCAGAAAUAAUUUUGGAAGAGGAUCAGAGUUUUCAGCACUGGUAGCUGUUCAUGAUGUGGUAUAUGGAAGUGGUGGGUAGAAAUAUUAGUGGUAAACUGAAAGAGUAGGAAAUAACUCAGAAAUUGUGUUUCUGGAGCAAGUUCACCAAGAAUGUUAUAGGCUAUGCAUAUUCAGUUGUCAAUGCAAGAGGAAGGAAAGAAGCACAAGUGGGAGAGAGAGAGAGAGAGAAAGAAAGAGAGAAAGAAAGUUUGCCUGAACAACUUUCUACAGCUUUACUAGCCCCUCCUACUGUUUUUUUUCUCACUAAUUUAAAAAUGCUUCUAAGGACUUAUUUUAAGGACAAACCGUUUAAAAUUUCUAAAAUGCAUUUCCAUACCUAAUAUCUUCUUUUACUGAGGACAUAUUAUCUUUUGUGUAUUAAUUAGCAUUCUUAGCCUUUAAAUCCUUAAUUUUUACUGACAACUAAAAAGUAAGCAGUUAACAUUCUUUAGAUUGGCUAAUUUAUGAAUUUAUUUCAUAACAUCUAGAAGCAUAGCAUAAUGUUGACAAUUAUAAUUUUUCAGAAACGUGUUUUUGAAAUAAAGUACAAGACAUUUACUAACAGAUUCACAUUUAUCUUUUAGUUUUUCUUACUAUGAAGCCAAAAGUUUGUAAACUUAGACUCAUCUAGUAAUUAAUGCUUCAGUAUUUUUUGUUAUUUGGUAAUAUUAGACAUUUAAUAAUUUUGACUUACUAAGUAGAUUCAGAAAACCAUUUAAAUACGUAUAGAAUAUAGUUGUUGCUGAUAAUUUAACCAAAAACCUUUUACAUCCCAUUUACAUUUUUAAAUUUUACUUGAUUCUAAAACUAAGUUUAAAUUACUUAUGAAAAUUUUAUCAUUUCAAGUUAU